AUGUAUGGAGGCGGCGACUACGAGCACAAGCGCAGUUCAAGGCCAUUGAGCUUCGUAGCCUCCCCUUCGAACGACAACCACGAGAACAGCACCUCCUACUUCCAAAUACCACGAUCGUCUCCGCCCAGAACCCCCCUCGCGCACACCAUCUCCAACGAACGAAUACCGCAGCCCGCAAACGGGUCCCUCAAGAUGCCCUCUCCCAGGAGUCCCCCACCCUCUCUCGGCCACGAAACAGGGCCCCUGUCACCUCCCAUGUCGCCUCCACGAAUCAGCCGCCAGGACUCGGCAGAGACAGCGCGGCAGCAAUUCCCGCUCAAUGACAUCGACUACGAAUCGAGUCCAGCAGCAGUGGCUCAAGAGCUCAGCAAUCUACAAGCCAUACGGCGGAUGUCAAUGGACGUGAAUGCGUCGGAUCCGGAUCUGCCAUCCUUUGGGUCGAAUUUCGGAGUCCCUGCCGUGGCUCCUUCGCAUUCCGACUCCGAUGACGAUGCGGCGAGGCUUUUCUGGGUUCCCGCAAGGUUACAUCCGGAGCUUGCCCCGAAGGAGUUCAAGACCUUCAUAGAGGAGAGGGUGGACAAAAUCAAGCGCAGAUCAGGAGAUUCGGACACUCUCCUGGGAGCUGGAUUCGAGCGGCAGGGAUCAGGCAGCGGCUUGCGGAGGAAGAAGUCCAUGCUUUCAAGGCAAAUCGACGGACCAAAUGGCUACAGGGAUGGUGCUGAGCGGUUGGAGAGGAAAAGGUCGAUACCAGGCCAAAGCCCGUCUAGUCCUGAUGGGACGAGCUUGCAGGCGCUGGAAGAGCUGGUCAACGAUCCCUCGACGAUGAUGCGGCGGCUCAGCAUAGACGCAUCUCGUAGAUCUCUGGAAUCUGGUGGCGAGGUGCCCGCAAGUCAGGACAUGCCCAUACUACCCCCCAAGUUGGCUGGUCAGACUUUGAGGCGCUCGACGCGAACAAACUACCGGAAAGGCAGCCUGAAGAAGGGCGAACGUCUUCCGUUCUCGAAAAGAGUAGCGGGCAGGCAUGCGGACACGGAUACGGAGAGCUCUCCGCAGGUCUCGCCAGUUGACAGCAAUCAUGAAGUGCCGAUGGUGGGCGUGUCUCGGGUGCAGACUGAGCCCAUGCCAGCCCGAUCAGAAACACCCGAGAACUUCUCACGGCCGACACGCCGCCCGCCUAAGACAUCACCUCCGGACGAAACCCCACCGCCGCUGCCACAUGAUUUUCCCAAAGACUCAGACUCCAGGACACAAUCGAUACCCGAACCCAAAACUCACACGUCUCCACCUUCAAAACAGUUCCACUCUCGCAUCGCUUCUAAUGGCCGAACCACAGCUCCGCUUCCAGGAUAUCAACCUCCAGUGCCUCAGAUUAUCGAAACGCCGCCUCCUUCGGAGCCUCACCGUCCAAGUUCCAUGCCGACCCUUCCACGGCCCGAGCGUGUUUCCUCCCGUGAUGGGCCCGGAGGGUACACACCCCAAACGCCGCCGCCACGGAGUCCACCGGGUUUGCGACAGCAGCCUGGCAGGUCGCCGAUGAUGCGGCAGGGCAUGCCGCCAAAACCCAUCGAUCAAACUUUGAACGACAUGGCAUCGCAUCCCUCGCCGCUUCCUGGAGGCAACACAAGGACUGACACGCUCUCUUUCAUCCCGACAUUUGCAGAAGACAAGAGCAAGCCCAAGGAAAAGAAGGCUGGCCAGGAUAGCGGCGCGAGAAAGACGAGUUGGAGCUGGUUCUCUCGCAGCGACAGCAAAGAAGAAGAGAAGGAGAGGGAGCGGAAGGAGAAGGAGAAGGAAGAAGCGUCGAGGAAGGGCAAAGGCAAGCUGACGAAAGCAAGCGACAGCACCCGGCUAGACGUGUUGCAGACCUCGAUAGACGGCGGACGAGGACGAGAAAGCCUCGUCCUCGACCGCGACAGCGUCCGCCUCGACGACGGCAGCAGCAAAAAAGACCCCAACCGCAAGUCCUCCGGCGAAGCCAAGAAGGAGAAGGAAUCUGGGAUUUUCUCUUCACUGUUCGGCGCCAGCAAGAAGAAAGAAGGCGAUUCCAAAUCGAAAAAGAACCCCCGCGACCGCGGCCUCUCGCCGGAUCCUCCUCCCCGCAUGCUGCGGCCCGACGUCGACUACAAUUGGACGCGCUUCAGCAUCCUCGAGGAGCGCGCCAUCUACCGCAUGGCGCACAUCAAGCUGGCGAACCCGCGCCGCGAGCUGUACUCACAGGUCCUGCUCAGCAACUUCAUGUACAGCUAUCUCGCCAAGGUGCAGCAGAUGCAUCCGCAGAUCCAGAUCGGGAACGCGGCGCAGCAGAAGCAACAGCAGCGGCAGCAGGCCCAGCAGAAGAAGAUGGAGCAGCAGCAGCAGCAGCAGCAACAGCAGCAUCAGGCUCCGGAGGGGUCGCUGUAUCAGCGCGUCCAGGAGCAGCAGCAAGCGCAGCAGCAGCAAAUUCCACCCCCCGAAACCACGUCCGCACCAAGCACACACCAUUCCUUGGACCCGGCCCCCUCCAUCCCCCCCAUAAACUUCGACAAUCUCCUCCCCGACCCUGUAUCCUCAGAAGACUCCAAAUCCUCAGCACCGCAACGCACCCUCGCCCUCCCGACAUCCGCCCAGCUCAGGACGAAUGGAAACUACAGCGUCGCGAGCAGCCAGCACUAUCUUGGGCAGCCGGGCGCGAAAGGCGGGUGGCAGCCACCUUGGGAGCAGCCGCAGCAGGAGAAACAGGAGAAACAGGAGAAGUUGAAGGGGUGGGGGCAGGGGCAUGGAAAGGAGAAGCAGGAGCGGGAGAGGGAAAGGCAGCAGAGUCAGAGUCUGUUCGACAGCUCAUCGAGCGAGGAAGGGAAGGGCCCGGGGGAGCUAUGGUAG
Molecule: messenger RNA, 2859 nt
Organism: Coniosporium apollinis CBS 100218
Lineage: Eukaryota; Fungi; Ascomycota; Dothideomycetes
Exons: 2
Coding region: 1-2859 (952 amino acids)
Biological process (GO): positive regulation of G2/M transition of mitotic cell cycle; establishment of cell polarity
Cellular component (GO): cell septum; cytoplasm
Source: RefSeq, a predicted model, not a curated record